Molecule: messenger RNA, 909 nt
Organism: Anopheles arabiensis
Lineage: Eukaryota; Metazoa; Arthropoda; Insecta; Diptera; Culicidae
Product: ficolin-1-like
Exons: 1
Coding region: 1-822 (273 amino acids)
Source: RefSeq, a predicted model, not a curated record
AUGGUCGCAAGCAAACUGCAAACCCUGCAGGACAAGCUGAUGGAGAUGGACUCCACCAUAAGGCAGUUGAGUGAAAAGGUUGGCCGCAACCAUAAGAUGCUGCUUACUCAACUCGAACAAAGCAACCAGCUGGUAUUGAAGAAAGAUUUAGAUCUGUUCAUGAUCAAUUCGGGCAUAAAUCUGAACAGUUUCGCGUUUCGAUCGUGCAAGGAGAAUCCCUCGAAGCGAUCGGGCAAGUACAUCCUGCAGCUAACCGAGAACGAUCAACCGUUUCUGGGAUAUUGCGAACAGACGGCCUACGGAGGAGGUUGGCUUGUGUUCCAGUACCGUUACGACGGAUCGGUGGACUUUUACCGCAACUGGACCGAGUAUCGGGACGGGUUCGGCAGCGUGGAUGGAGAGUUUUGGCUCGGGCUGGAGCAUUUGCAUCGGAUGACCUCGACCCGAAAGCACGAGCUGCUGGUGGAGCUGAAAGACUUCGAAGGAAACUACAAGUACGCACGGUACGAUGAGUUCGAGAUCGACAGUGAGGUGAAGCUGUAUGCGCUAAUGAAUCUGGGAUCUUACAAGGGAUCGGUAGAUGACUCAUUGACACGCCACAAGGGCAUGAAUUUUACGACCAAGGAUCGGGACAACGAUACCUGGAAUGGUGGAAACUGUGCCCAAUACUAUCAUGGUGGCUGGUGGUACUGGUCGAAUCGAAAGUCAAACCUGAAUGGCAUGUAUAGAAAUAGUUAUGAUGAGAAAAAUAUGGUUUGGGACCACUUCAAAGAUAUUAACAAGGGUUUGGCAUACUCACGUAUGAUGAUUCGUGAAACGUAACGGUGAAUGUACUGGGGGAUUUAUUUAUGAACGGUAAAUUAACCAUUUGAAGUUUAAAAAAUUCAGUUAAAAAAAUGGUCAUCAUUG